UUGAGUCAAGAUAAUGCUUGCGCAAGAACAUGCUCUUUUCCCCUUUUCUCCCGAGGUAGUGUGCGCUUGGCUUACGGCUGGCUUGUAGGAGAGAGAAGACUAUCAUGGCCACGGACAAGAUCACCUUCUUGACAAACUGGCAUGCGACGCCGUACCACGCCCCGCUGUACCUCGCGCAGAAGCUCGGGUAUUUCGCCGACGAGGGCAUCAAGGUUGCCAUCCUGGAACCCAACGAUCCGAGCGAUGUCACCGAGAUCAUCGGCUCCGGCAAGGUCGACAUGGGCUUCAAAGCCAUGAUCCACACGCUCGCGGCCAAAGCACGCGAUUUCCCCGUCACGUCCAUCGGCUCCCUGCUCGACGAGCCCUUCACCGGCGUCGUCUAUCUCAAGGACUCGGGCGUCACGACCGACUUUCGCUCGCUGAAGGGCAAGCGGAUCGGCUACGUCGGCGAGUUCGGCAAGAUCCAGAUCGACGAGUUGACCAAGUACUACGGCAUGAAGCCGGACGACUACACGGCCGUGCGGUGCGGCAUGAAUGUCAGCAAGGCCAUCAUCCAGGGCGAGAUCGACGCCGGGAUUGGUCUCGAAAAUGUGCAGAUGGUUGAGCUAGAGGAAUGGUUGAAGGGCCAAGGAAGACCGGCAGACGACGUGCAGAUGCUUCGUAUCGACGAGCUGGCCGAGCUGGGCUGCUGCUGCUUCUGCUCGAUCCUCUACAUCGCCAACGACGCCUUCAUCGCCGCCAACCCAACCAAAAUCAAGUCCUUCCUGCGCGCCGUCAAGCGUGCGACAGACUACACCCUCGCAUCCCCCGCCGAGGCAUUCGCGCAAUACAUCGCCAUCAAACCAACCAUGGACACGCCCGUCAACCACAAGAUCUUUGAGCGCUCGUACGCGUACCUGUCCGCCGACCUCAAGAACGUGCAGCGCGACUGGGACAAGGUGACGCGGUACGGCAAGCGGCUCGGGGUCUUGGACGCCGCGUUUGUGCCCAACUACACCAACGAGUAUCUCGGCUGGGUGGUGGAGGAGGAGAGUGCGGAUCCGAUGGGUGAUCAGCGGCGGAUGGUGGAGUUGCAGAAGGAUGUUGCGUGUAGGGGUGGGUUCAGGAGGCUUCAGCUAGGUCGUGUUGCUGGUUAAGGGGGGGAUGUGUGCGAUGGGGGUUGUUGGGUGGAUGGAUGGGAUAUGCUGUGUGCGCUCACUGUAGUCUCUCUUUAACGCUCUGGUAGAAGUAUGAGUAACGUGGAUGGAGAAUAAAAGACCGAUUAAUCGCGAG
Pseudovirgaria hyperparasitica is the source of this 1272-nucleotide messenger RNA. RefSeq names its product thiamine biosynthesis protein. The transcript has 4 exons. NCBI's taxonomy places the organism in Eukaryota, Fungi, Ascomycota, Dothideomycetes, Acrospermales, Acrospermaceae. The coding region runs from base 105 to 1136 and encodes 343 amino acids. Gene Ontology annotation, biological process: thiamine biosynthetic process. The record is from RefSeq and is a predicted model, not a curated record.